UUUCUUCUUCCUCUUCCUCGGAGACAAUAAAAAGAGUUUCCUUUUAGCCGUUUUCUUGCCCUUUUUCUAUGAGGUUCCUUUGUUGUCUUAGCCAUUUUUUUUGUUGCUUUUUUUUCUCUUUCUGGGUUUGUUUCACGCCCCUGCAUUCGUUUUCUUGAGAUGGGUCUUCAAAUUUUGGUGAUUUAUACUGAUUUUUUGGUGUUUGGGUUCUGUUUUUUCCGGGUAAAUUUUGAUGGUUCGGUUCCUGUUGUGCAACUUUUGAGGGAGAUGGAAGGAAUUUUGUCUGCUAGUGAAGUGAUUUUUCCUGGGAAAAUCUGUGGUUAAUGGCAAAUUGCACAUUGAACCGGUUUACUACCACAGUGGCCAAAUUUUGUUUUCCCGAGAAACUUUGGCCACUUGAUGGGAUGUGAAUUUUUGUCUGGCUGCGCUGACCACCUGUUUGGCUGCUGAGAAAAUAAGUGGGAAUUGGGUCUUUCUGGCCAGAGGAAAAGACGGAAUCUUCUUGUGCUGCAUCAUGCAUGAUAUGAAAGACCAAACUUUUCCGUGGGGGAAAGAAGGGAAUUUUCUCGGCAACCAAACAGGACCUUUUUAUGGUUAACAUAAUGGGAAUUCCCUUUUUAUCUUUUUACAAGCUGGAAAAGAAGAGUGACUUGGUUCAGGCAUUGAAUGUGUCUGAGUAUGAUCUUGGAGGAGAAGGUGACCUGUUCAAAGCCCCUGAACCGAUCAUCGAAGAACCGAUCUUAGCCAUAGAUCCGCUGUCCGAAGCCUUGACUAUGAUCUCUUGCGGUGAAGACGUUAUAACCUCACAAGGGCUUGAACUCGGCCAUCUCGGGCCAUUACAGAAUGAGCAACAGCUACUGGACAAUGCUUUCUACGAAUGCGAACAGGACCUUAUGAUGAAAUCAGCCAUAGAUUCUCCAUUCUCUGAGGUCUUGGACAUCAAGAACAUCUCUGUAGUGGCAAAAAUCGAUGGGAACCAGAACGGGGUUUUGGACAGUAAAGUGGUGAGUGGUGCACCGAUUCAGAAGAGCGUGAGCUCAGGUAAUCUGGGCUCUGUGGAGUUGGCUGUGAUGAUUCAGAACUUCCAUGAUUUUCCUCCUUUGGAAUUCGGAGCUGUUUAUGGGAUGAGAAGAGCCUUUAGUGAAGGCGAUAUACAGACACUCGGGACACGAAACACGGGGCGUGUCCAAUCUCCCCUGGAUCGGAUCAUCGGUAACUGCACCUCUGAAGAUCGUCGGGAGAAGCUUUCCCGAUACAGGAACAAGAAGAGCAGGAGGAAUUUCAGGCGCAAAAUCAAGUAUGCUUGUAGGAAGGCUCUUGCCGACAAUCAACCAAGGAUCAGAGGAAGGUUUGCGAAAACCGAGGAGAAGCAUUAGAACAUCAAGAGCCCAGAACACAACAGAGCAAGAACGAUAUAAAACAAAUGGAGGGCAAAAGCAGAGGAAGAACAAUGAACCGAAGCCUGACUUGUAGGGCGAAGUAAAGGAAGAAUUAAGAACCGUUUGGCUAGUUAGAAAAGUAGUUUAAUUGGUGUUAAUUACAUAGUUAGCUGUAAUAACCAGCUUAUGUCAGAAGCCGAUCUUCGUUUUGUAGUUUGUUCACUUCAGCAUAGAAUAGGAAGAAAGUUGUUGUCACAGAUGUAAUGGCGGCUUAGGACUUGCCUUUAUAUAUAUAUAUAUAACUAUCUAUGUAUAUGUGUGUAUGUAUGUAUAACUAUUUGUGUGUUAGAUCCUAUGAAGCUUGUUCACUUCACCCUCUGGGGAUGCACUUUUUUACUGCA
This is a messenger RNA of Tarenaya hassleriana, 1780 nucleotides long. RefSeq lists its product as uncharacterized. The record is from RefSeq and is a predicted model, not a curated record. NCBI's taxonomy places the organism in Eukaryota, Viridiplantae, Streptophyta, Magnoliopsida, Brassicales, Cleomaceae. Bases 591 to 1376 code for a protein of 261 amino acids. Gene Ontology annotation, cellular component: nucleus. Gene Ontology annotation, molecular function: protein binding. Gene Ontology annotation, biological process: regulation of flower development. The transcript is spliced from 4 exons.